UGACUGUGUGAUUCCUUACUGAAGCCGUGCAUAACCUGAUACUGAGUCUGUGUUUUAUGAAAUGGGGGAUUUUUGGAAGUGGUUGACAUUUUAAAUACGCCUGAAUAGCCUACAAAAUGGCGACAGAGGAUGAAGAGUAGCAGAGCAUUGUGUUUGUAGAGAAGGAAACAACUACGCUUGUGAGAUUUAAGACGGCUAUUUUUAUUAACCAAAUGUAACUGUAAUAAUUCACAGGGUGUCUCCUUAAUAUGAUAAAAUGGGUGAUAAAUCUCUGGUGAUAUAAUGACUCCUCAGUCAUUGUUUUCCGUCAUGCUCCUGGUCUCAGCAGGACUAUGUGAGCGGCCACCCCAAAUUAACUCUACUAGAUUUAUUCACAUGUUAACAUGGGACGAAGGGCCAAACUCAACUAAUGGGCUGUGUUACACCGUAAAGUAUCGCAUUCUGAAUCCUGCCGUGUCGAAGACAGUAUCAGGAUGUGAGUGUGUACUUCUCCCUAUCACAUGUAACCUGACAGAGGCUUUCUCAGAUGUUAAUGCGUCAUAUUAUACAGAGAUUAUUUCCAUCUUGGGAAAUUAUACAAAGACGUUGAAUUCCUUCAUACCAAAGGAAGACACUUUUCUGGACCCUCCUCUGCUUUUCUUGUCAAGCCAUGUGGACUCAAUGCAUGUGAACCUGAAACCUCCAUAUGAUUCUCUACUCUCUGUAUAUGAAAUGUUCACCUACACACUGACCAUCGUCAGCACCAAAAAUGGAUUUCAGUUUUCCAAGGACACCACAGGACUAAAGGUUUCAGUCCUUCCCAACUUGCAGCCAGACACAAAGUACUGUGUGACAGUCAGUAUAAAAGAUAGGAAGAAUACCUACAAUCGCACUCAGUGUGACAGUACCGCAUUGUUGUACAAUCCAGAGAAACAGAUUGCAAAUGUCGUCUUUUUUUUGAUGCUUUUUCCUUUGGUUUUCAUCGGCAAAUAUUUUUGCACAAGGUUCUUCUCAAAAUCACCUCUCCCAAAUGUACUGAAAUCUGUAAAAUCCCAUGAUGUGCUCCUGUUUUCCUCGGGUUAUGAUAUACCAGUGUUUUCAAAGGUAUUUGUAAAAGAUUCAAUAAGCACUAUUAGCCAAAGCAAGAAUGAUAAGGAAAAGAGUAAUGAGGAAGACAAUAGUGAGCAGGCAGUGACGGGGACAAAGAAGAGCAUUGGAAACUAUGAAAGGUGGACUGAACAGAUGGACCGUUGUGCCCAUAUCACAGACAACUCUUCUUCCACUUUGCUUCCAGUUUCUCCUCCUUCAAACAUGACAGAAAAUCAGUUUCUCUCCAAAUUUACAGUUAGCCAGUCAGAGUCUUUAACUGUAUCUGUAACUGGAUCAAAAGAUAUUCCAUUCAAAUGCCGUUCCAAUGCUGAUAUUACCAAUCAAAAUUCACAAGACCAUUGUGUACGUGAACUGGGUUCAAGAUCAGUAUUCCAAUUUGGCUUCAAGAUCUCAGAGUCUAUGAUAAAUGAAGAAGAAGAGGAGGAUAAAGGGAGCUGCCAGGAUAUUAACCUGCUGUCUGUCACUCUGGGAAAGCAUGAAGAGGAGAAACCAGAAGAACAGGAUAAUGAAGAUACUUUGCAAAGGAGCUGCCCAGAUGUUAAUCUUUCUGUCACUCUGGAAAAGCGUGAAGAGGAAAAACCAGAAGAACAGGAUAAUGAGGAUUCUUUGCAGUUAGAUUCUCUUCUGUGGUGGGAAGGGGGUGAUUCAUCUCUCCCCUUUCGGACUGAUACAGCUGGGAGUUCAGACACAGAAACUUGUGUUUCAUAUACAGAGGAGGAAGAAAAUGGUUCUGAGUACUUAAGGCGUUAAAAUGACUGAUCUUAUUAUCAAUAUUACAUAAUGACAACAGUUAUAAUUUUUUUUUUAUUCUGUAUAAAAUUCUGUAUAAAAUUUUAUAAAAAUUAACAGACAGGUAAAAUAAAUUUUGGAUGUACUUUU
This is a messenger RNA of Paramormyrops kingsleyae, 1968 nucleotides long. It is a transcript of the gene crfb2, whose product is annotated as cytokine receptor family member b2. Gene Ontology annotation, molecular function: protein binding; cytokine receptor activity. Gene Ontology annotation, biological process: cytokine-mediated signaling pathway. Gene Ontology annotation, cellular component: plasma membrane. NCBI's taxonomy places the organism in Eukaryota, Metazoa, Chordata, Actinopteri, Osteoglossiformes, Mormyridae. The record is from RefSeq and is a predicted model, not a curated record.